Lucilia cuprina (Australian sheep blowfly) is the source of this 2520-nucleotide messenger RNA. Its product is annotated as zinc finger protein 37-like. Gene Ontology annotation, molecular function: DNA-binding transcription factor activity, RNA polymerase II-specific; RNA polymerase II transcription regulatory region sequence-specific DNA binding; zinc ion binding. The coding region runs from base 148 to 2436 and encodes 762 amino acids. NCBI's taxonomy places the organism in Eukaryota, Metazoa, Arthropoda, Insecta, Diptera, Calliphoridae. Gene Ontology annotation, cellular component: nucleus. Gene Ontology annotation, biological process: regulation of transcription by RNA polymerase II. The transcript has 2 exons. The record is from RefSeq and is a predicted model, not a curated record.
AUUUUUAGUUGUGUAGAAAAGAAGAAAAAAAAAAAAUAAAAAAUUUACGAAUUGGUUAAAAUUGUAUUUAUAGAAAGUGUAUUUUGUGAGUGCAUUUAAAUAUAAAUUCUUAAGUUCAAUUCGAUUGGCUUCAUUAGAUUUAACAAAAUGUUGCCAGUCGCACGUGCAAAUUUGGACCAUAUUUGUUGCAUCUGUCUCCUGGACGUCAGGCCAUCAAUGUUUACACAAAAAGUAUGCGAUGUCAAAGAAGAAAAGAACAUGUCCAAAAUACUUAAACUUACAGCACACAUUACCAUUUUGAAAAACCCCAUGAAUCAAAAAUACAUUAAUGAAUACUGUCGUAAGGUGUGUGAAAUAUGUUUUCUUAAGACGCAGUAUUCCUACCUUUUUCGGGAAAAAAUUAUGGCAUCCACAGCAGCAGUGAAGGAGUUGCUGGAAGGAAGCGAGUUAAAUGAUCAGGACAUCGAAAGGUUGCAGUAUUUUUGCCGUAUUUGCUUAAAUCGACAAAAAACAAAAAGUAAUGCAAAAUGUUUAAAUAUGCAACAUUUAAAGUGGAUAAAGGACUGCAGUGGCAUACGUUUCACAUCGUUAAUAGAAAUGGAGAAAUUUCGAAUAAAGGAGGGCACAAAUAUCAAUGAAAUAGCCGAGAUCAAUGAUGCAGAAUUUCCUCAUCAAUUAUGUGCAAAUUGUUUAAAGAAGUUAACAAAUGUUGAAGAAUUUCGUAAAUCGGCCACACAGUCAUUUGAAUAUAUGAUCUCAGUUAUGGGCGAUACAAGCGGCCCUGAUGAGGAUUUAAUUAUACAAGGAAUUAAGCAAUUCCGAGAGAAUAUAAUACGAAAGGAAGUCCCGCAAGCCCAGACGGUAACAGUUUGUGAAACGAGUACCAAACAAGAUUCUGCAAUUCUGAAAAAUGAUGACGAUAUCAAAAACGAACAACAAGAGAACUUUUACACAGAUGUUUUACAAAUCCAGAUACAAGAUGUUGAGACUCUUACGGAUUCAAAAGAUUUUUCAAAUACUUUACAAUUAAAGCAGGAAGAUGCCUUUGAAGAUGUAAUAGAUUUUCCGGGAGAUUUACCACACUACUCAGAUGUCGGUGACGAUGAUGCAGACUUUACUUUAGAUUUUGAUGUAAAUGAUGCUUCUUCUGACGAUUACAAUGACAAUGAUGAUAAUAAAUUCUUUAGAAACACUCGAGCUAAUACUUCAAAACAAUAUGAUAAAGAACGUGAUAACAAAUUGGAUAACAAAAAUGAAGAAAAUAUCGAAAAUGAAGGAGAUUCAACGAAUCCAAAACGUCGUAAAAGAGACAAACAAUCAGAAAGUCCAGAAGACUUAUUCUCUAAUAUUCAGAAAAGUACAAGAAAAGCUAAAAAACCAAAAGAAACUGAAACAGCACAGCAUCAAGAUAAUAUUGAAAACGAAGUAACAAAACCAAAACGUCCUAGAAAUGUAAAAAAAUCAGAAAGCAUAAAAAAAGAAGAAAGUUCGACAAAACCAAAACGCCUAAAAAAAGACAAACAAUUAUCCGUAGAUAACCAAGACUUAAUCUCUAAUAAUGAAAAGCGUACAAGAAAAUCGAAAACUCCCAAGGACACCGAAAACCCAACAUCGAAGAAUAACAGUGGUGACGAUGGAAAAAAGGAAAAACUUGAAUGCGUAGAAUGCGCAAAAGUGUUUAUUUCUGCCUAUACCUAUAAAAGGCACUUAAAAUGGGUACAUUCUCCACAAUCAAGUCAUAAGACAUUCACAUGUGAGUUAUGCUUAAAAGUAUUUAGACGAAAAGACCAUUUAAAUGAUCAUGUAAAAACUGUACAUGAAAAAGUUAGGGCGUUUAAAUGUUCACACUGUGAGAAAACGUUUGCAACGAAUGGUUCCAAAAAGGUCCAUGAACUUACACAUACAAACGAGUAUCCUUUCGCUUGCGAAUGGUGUGGAAAACGUUUUCGCCAAACAUGUCGUUUAAAGGUACAUUUAGAAAUGCAUACAACCCAACCGGAACUUUUAUGUCCUAUCUGUAAAAGAAGUCAGAAGUCAGCGGAAGACAUGGAAGAACAUAUAAAAAGUCACGAUGAUAAACGUUUACAGUGCAUUUCAUGCGGAAAACUAUUUAAAAGAGGUUCACAUCUUAAAGAUCACUACAAUGCUGUUCAUUUGAAGUUAAGGCCAUUUAAAUGUGAAUUUUGUGACUUUGCGUUUGGUGAUAGGAAAACCCGACGAGUUCAUGAAAAAAGUCAUACGGAGGAACGUUUAAUAACAUGCAGCAUUUGUAAGCUCGGUUUCAAAGCAUUAUCUACAUAUAACAAACACAAAAAGGAGACUGGUCACGCAUCGGAAGAAUUUCCGAAAAAAACAAAAACAUCUAAAAAGAAUACAGUUCAAUUACUGAAUAUCAUGCAAUAUCCCGGAAAAUUUAAUAGUAUUUUUGAACUAUAAAAAUUUAAUUCAAGACAUUAACAUUGUUUGAACUUCUACUUUAAUUGUAAAAAAGUAUUUAAAAUAAACAUUCCAUUCUUUUAA